Molecule: messenger RNA, 1289 nt
Organism: Prosopis cineraria
Lineage: Eukaryota; Viridiplantae; Streptophyta; Magnoliopsida; Fabales; Fabaceae
Product: copper chaperone for superoxide dismutase, chloroplastic/cytosolic
Exons: 6
Coding region: 116-1093 (325 amino acids)
Biological process (GO): removal of superoxide radicals
Molecular function (GO): copper ion binding; superoxide dismutase activity
Source: RefSeq, a predicted model, not a curated record
UAUUCUCAGAAGUAAGGAACGGAUGAUUCCAGAAGGUGGGCUGGCGCGCGAGGUUAUGACUGUGGAAUGUGGAUGACUCAAAUCGAUCCACAGGGAAGAUUAAAAUUUGGCAAAUAUGGCAUUCUUGAGGUCAGUUGCAACAACCACAACAGCGAUAGCUGCUUCUGCAAUUCCUGCAGCUUUCGCCUUUUCAUCUCUCUCGACAUCACCCUCAUCUUCCUCCCAAUCCCCCAAUAUCCCUCACGUCCCCUUCCUCUCCAUCUCUCAAUCCUCCAACCCAAACCGUUUCGGCCUUCUCAAGGCAUUUGCUAGCCCCGGCUCAGCUCUCCCCAUGGACGCCCCAACCUCUCCACAUAAGCAUUCCUCUCUGGUCGAUGCUGUCUUGCCGGAUUUACUGACGGAAUACAUGGUGGAUAUGAAAUGUGAAGGCUGCGUUAAUGCGGUUAAGAAUAAACUGCAGACAGUAAAUGGAGUGAAGAACGUAGAGGUGGACCUGAGUAAUCAGGUUGUUAGGAUUCUUGGUUCCACACCAGCGAAGACGAUGACUGAAGCUUUGGAACAGACUGGCAGAAGAGCUAGACUGAUUGGACAAGGGGUGCCUGAAGAGUUUUUAAUAUCUGCUGCUGUUUCCGAGUUCAAGGGUCCUGAUGUUUUUGGUGUCGUUCGCCUGGCUCAAGUAAACAUGGAACUGGCCAGGAUUGAAGCCAACUUUAGUGGGUUGUCACCUGGAAAGCAUGGUUGGUCUAUUAAUGAGUUUGGAGAUCUGACUAGAGGUGCAGCAAGCACUGGGAGAGUGUUUCAUCCAACUAACGAGGAAAACAACAAACAGCCCCUUGGUGACCUGGGAACACUAGAUGCUAAUGAAAAGGGUGAGGCGCACUUCUCAGGGGUCAAAGAAAAAUUGAGAGUGGCUGAUCUUAUUGGACGAUCUGUGGUGGUCUAUGCAACUGAAGAUAAAACAGAAAGCGGUGUAGCUGCUGCAGUGGUUGCCAGAAGUGCAGGUGUUGGUGAAAACUAUAAAAAGCUUUGUACGUGUGAUGGUACCACCAUAUGGGAGGCAAGUGAUAGAGAUUUUGUUACGAGCAAGGUCUGAUAAACUAAAAGUAUCAAAAUCAAUUGUAAUUUAUAGGUACCCUGUCCUACAAGGGUAACUUAUUUUUAGUCAUAUGUUGAGGGUACAACUUUGCUUUGAAUAAGUUGGAUUCAGCCUUUAAAUUUACCCAAGUCAGGGAAGCCAAAGCAACUAGUGAAUUGUCCUUUGACAGGCACCUAAUAUAGUAAUUCGUCUA